AAAUUUCUUCUAGAAGUUGCCAAUUCAUUUUAAAAACGCUUAUCAGAUCAAAAAAAUCAAUAAUCUUUUUUAAAUCGCGAAAUUACUAUCUGUCAUACUUUUGAUUGCAUUAAUAAAACAUUAUGUCAGUAGUUGGAUUUGAUUUUGGUUCACAAAAUUGUUUUAUAUCCAUAGCAAAGGGUGGUGGUAUUGAAACAAUUACUAAUGAUUAUAGCCUUAGAUAUACCCCGUCUUAUAUAUCCUUCACCUCGAAAAAUAGAUUUAUUGGCGUCAGUGCUAAAAACCAGGCCUUAACAAAUUACAAAAAUACAGUUUUUGAUUUCAAAAAUUUUUUAGCAAGGAAAUCUGACGAUGCUUUUGUAGAAAAAGAGUUAAGAACUUAUGUUUUACCAUUUGAAAUUGCAAAAGGACUAAAAGACUCAAUUGAAUUUAAAGUGGAUUAUGCCAAUGAAAAAAUAGGGUUCUCACCAGAACAAUUAACUGCUAUGUUAUUCACUAAGCUGAAGCAAAUAGCUGAAACCCAUUUAAACACCAAAGUGUCGGAUUGUGUUAUUUCAUGCCCAUCCUAUUUCACUGAUACUCAAAGACAUAGUUUACUUGCAGCGAGUCAAGUGGCUGACCUUAAUUGUUUACGUAUCACUGAUGACUUGGUAUCUACCGCACUAGCCUUCUGUGUUUAUAAAGGUAAUGAAUUACCUCUCUUCACUCCUCAAAAAACAUCGAAAUAUGAAAAGGAAGUGAUUAAAAAUAAAACUGAUAAUGAAGCGAAUUCUGGUCAAAAGAUGGAAAGCAAUGAUACCACUGAGGAUGCUAACAAUAUAGCUGGAGUAACAGAUGGGAAUUCAGAGGAGAGUAAGGAGAUAGAAGGAGCGGAAAAGAAGGAAAAUAAUAGCAGUGAAGGUGAUACAAAGGAAACCUCUAUUGACCCAGGUAAAAUAAUAGUAUUUAUCGACAUGGGCCAUCAGGCCUUACAAGCAAAUAUUUGCCGAAUGUACAAAAACAAAAUCAAGGUUCUAGCUUCUGCAUUUAACCCCUCCCUGGGUGGCCGUGAUCUAGAUCUAGCUUUGUACCACCAUUUUUCAGUUCUUUUUAGUGAGAAGUACUCGAUUCCCACAGUCCAGAAAUUAGACCCCCGAUCACAGGCCAGGCUCAUAGAAGAGUGUGGCAAGGUAAAAAAGCUUAUGAGUGCUAAUUCCACUCCUAUACCCUUGAGCUUGGAGUCCUUCGUUAAAGAGGAUCUGGACGUAACUGCGAAAGUACAGAGAUCUGAGUUUGAUGAAAUGAUUAAAUCCAUACUUAUUCGUGUUGAAGCCACACUGAAAGACCUCUUAAAAGAGACAGGUCUCAAUCCAUCUCAAAUAGAGAGGAUAGAAACUGUAGGAGGCUCUACUCGAGUUCCUGCCAUAAAAUCUGUCAUAAAAUCUAUUUUUGGCAAAGAGCCACUGACUUCUCUCAAUACAGACGAAGCUGUUGCUAAUGGGUGUGCUAUACAAUGUGCAAUGCUAUCACCAACUUUCAAAGUAAAAGACAUAGCCCUAUGCGAUGCCCAGCCAUACCCUAUCUCCCUCAUAUGGAAAGCGACUGGGAAGGACGAUGGGCAUUUAGAAAUAUUUCCCAGGUACCAAGAAAUUCCUUAUUCCAAAGUGGUCACUUUUUACAAAGAGGAACCUUUCGUCAUAGAGGCUAGGUAUACCUACCCCAAUAAUAUACCUAUAGGGGAUCCCAUCAUAGGCCAAUACAAGAUUCUCUUAGACCAGUCUAAAAAGGCUAACCCCAAAAAGAUUAAAGUUAAGGUUAGGAUAGAUGCCAGUGGAUUAUUCAGGAUCGUUAAUUGCAAUGCCGUAACAUUGGCUGAUUCUAUUAAAGAAACCAGGAAAGAAGAGAAGGAAAAUGCCGAAAAGAAAUGUCAGAAUGAAGAAACUAAGACGGAAAAUGAACCUCAAUCCCCCCUCAAAACUUCCCACAAAUCCAAUCAUCAGCAGCAAGAAAUUUCAGUGGAGGCGCAAAACCGUUCUCCCUUUAUGGAUCAAAAAUACGUGGAGCACCUGAAAGAAGUCGAGUGUUCGAUGUUGGCACGGGACAGGGCUGAGAAGGCCCGGGCAGACGCUAAAAAUGCUCUAGAAGAAUUCGUCUAUGAAACAAGGGAUAAAAUAGGAGACAGUUGGAGCGAGUUCGCUACUGAAAAUGAAAAGCAAGAUAUAUCCAAAAUUUUGACUGAUACUGAAGACUGGCUCUAUGGAGAAGGUGAGGAUGUUAAAAAGCAAACUUACGUCGAUAAAUUAGAAUCGUUAAAGAAAUGUUCCGACCCCAUAUUAAUUCGUUAUAAGACUUACCAAGAAAGGUUCCAAGGCCUUGACCGAAUUAAUGCAUGCUACGACCAUAUAACUCAAUCGUUAGGGAAAUUUUUUCAAGAUGGAGGGGCCCAUGAUUUAAAAGCAAAAAUGGCAGACGAUUUUGAAAAAGUCGAUCGAACCCUGAAAUGUACUAAGGACUGGAUUGAAAUCGCCGGAAAAAAAUUGUCUCAGACUCCCAAGGAUAAAGAUCCCGGUAUUGGGGUCGACGCUAUCAAGGUGGAGAUACAAAAACUCGAAUCAACGUGCUUCCCUGUCUUGCAAAAAUUGCAACAAGCUUUUAAUGAAAAAAAUAAGAAAAACAGUGUUUCCGAAUCCAGUAAAAAUGAGAUCAGUUCUGAUAAAAAUGUAGAAAUGAAUGAUGAAGCUAACAAAAAAACCGAAAACACUAAAAAAAUGGAAGUUGACUGAAAAACACAAAUUAAUAAAAAAAUUUAAUUUCUUUGUAAUUCUGGUUUCCUUUUAUUCCUAUUAUUUCCACUCCUUAUUUUUCUAUUUUUUGACUUAAUUCAUAUUUAUAAGUAGUAAAUUGAAUUAUUGAUUACAAUAGAUCUAGUAGUUAUUUGUAUUUUGAUCAAAAUACUCCUGUAAAAUUAAUAAAUUAAACCAUUUAUUGAAUUAUACGAAUGUC
Messenger RNA from Gordionus sp. m RMFG-2023, 2982 nucleotides. Its product is annotated as heat shock protein 105 kDa-like. Bases 123 to 2762 code for a protein of 879 amino acids. The transcript has 15 exons. Lineage: Eukaryota; Metazoa; Nematomorpha; Gordioida; Chordodea; Parachordodidae. Gene Ontology annotation, molecular function: ATP binding; ATP-dependent protein folding chaperone. The record is from RefSeq and is a predicted model, not a curated record. Gene Ontology annotation, biological process: protein folding. Gene Ontology annotation, cellular component: nucleus; cytosol.